GGCGCAAGUGCACAGUGCAGCAUCGUACGCGCUAAUGUUUCGUUUAAAUCCCCUAAAUCUCAAGUGUCUAUGCUAAUGACUGACAGGGGAGAUGGCAGCACGUGAAAAAAAGCCAGCUGCAAGCAAACAGUUGGGAAACCGUAGAGAUGCUGACAGUAGCAAAACUUCGUUGACAGUUUCGACUAUAAAGAAAUUUAAUAGUUUGGCUGAUGCAAAGAAGGACCUGCUGAAGCUAUCGGAGGAUGUAGCUUCAGCCACAAAGAAACCAAUACCUGGAGCAUUUGUACGGCGGAGGAAAAACUCUGUCGCCUCUGUUGCAGCUUCGGAGCCAGGGGUCGGAACAUUGAAUUCAAAGAAUUUGCUGACAAGUUCUUCGAAGAUUAACCCCAGGGUAGUUGCUAAGAAAUCUGGCAUUGGUGGCAAUAAGAUCACGCGAAUUCGUGCCGACUCUCUGGUGACCAAUGGUGUUACCUAUAAAUCGCCAUAUGGGACGCGAUCUGAUUCCAAAGGGCUGCGUAGUGGAAAGCGUCGAGAUGGGAAAGGACUUAUAGAAUUUGGCGAACGGCCACUCGAAUACAGUCUCAAGAAACGACGCAUAACGGUCGGUCCUACAUCAAGUGCCAGCGUACCGACUUCUGCAAAUACCACGCCAUCGCAGACUCCGCCGGGAACGCCAGUGGUGAAAAGUGCUCCAAACUCGGAGCCGCCGCAGCAGAGUCGGCCGCGCCUCCUGUUGACUGAACUGCCCAAGACGCAACCCCUGAUAUCGUUCGAUUCCCCAUCCCAGUUUCUGCGACGCAACAGCGACAGUGUGGGAGGCGGCUCCGCCAGCAGCCCGGGCGGCACCGAGGGUAUUGACGGGGUGGAGGUGGACGGGCCAGACCCUGUGCUGGGGCGCGCCAUCUCGAGCAAGAUCACGGCACUGAUCAAGCGCAGCAAGGCUACCGCCAUCCUGCAGAAGUUCAGUGAGAUGCGGGCCGAGCGCAAAGCGGCCGAGGCCGCUGCCACGCAGCUGCAAGCAAAGGCCGGCGGCUGCAGCUGCAACAAGCCGGUGGACACAAAUUCCAACCUGUGUACCGACAAUGUCAAAGUGAAGGAGGACUCUCCCAAUAAAAACAUUUCUCCUGUGUCCCGUGGCACAGUUGCCAAAAAGACUGUAAGUGAGGGGCAGAAAACUUCAAAUUUGGUGGACCAGAAGUCAAGUGCUAAAACGGAAGGUAAAAAUGUUUCAAAGACACCAGUGGCAGUAAAGGAAGUGAGCUCUAAAACAGAAAGUAAAGAUGUUCCAAAGACACCAACUACAGUAAAAGAAGUGACUCCUAAAACAGAAGGUAAAAAUGUUUCAAGGACACCAGUGAUAGCAAAGGAAGAAAGUGCUAAAUCAGAAGGCAGAAGCAUUUCAAAGACUCCGGUGACAGUAAAGGAAGCAAGUGCUAAAGCAGAAGGUAAAAGUGUUUCAAAGACAACGGUAGCAGUAAAAGAAGCAAGUGUUAAAGCAGAAGGUAAAGAUGUUCCAAAGACACCAAUGGUAGUGAAGGAAGCGAGUGCUAAAAUGGAGAGUAAAGGUGUUUCAAAGAAAGUGGUGGCAGUAAAGGAAGCAAAUGUUAAAACGGAAAGUAGAAAUGUUUCAAAGUCACCGAUGGCAAUAAAGGAAACAAGUGCUAAAACAGAAGGUAAAGAUGUUCCAAAGACACCGGUGGCAGUAAAGGAAGUGAAACCACAGCCUCUCAAAAGUGUGUCAUCAGCAACUAAUGUGAAGACUGCAAGUCCUACAGUGAACUGCAAACAGAAGGAAAACACUCCCGUGUUCGCAAGCACUAUGAAACCGAUUUCACCCGUGAAAUCACGCAGCCCCAGUACGAAAGCCAUCUCAGGAAGUGGGAAGACGGACAGCGUCCAGGAUACAGACACAGAAGGGGAGCCAGGCGAGCCGAGCUUCCCGCCUGAGGGGCGCGUACGGCCAGGCAUGCCCCGACCGGACACCCCUCGUCCAAAAUUCUCACGGAGCCACGUGGAGCCGACAAAGAAGCUGGCCAUCCGGCGGCUGGAAGUCUCAGAGGGCCUGGGAGUUCCUCUCGGUGGUACUGCCGUGCCACUCGGUUCGCGCUUAACACGAAAGAAGAAGGCCGGCAAGACAGGUGGCCUAGAGAUGGGGGAGAGGGCGGCCAAGAGGAAGCGGAUGUCUUCAGUGUCGGCCGCCGCGAUGGGUGGGCUCAGCAGGCAGCGGCUCGUGAGAGCAGGUCCGUCGGGCGUAAUCAAUAGGACAGGGCUAUCAGCAGUCAUCAAGAGGGCUCGCGGCCGGCCAUUUGUCAGAGCUGCCACGCCUAUGCCGGCAGUCAGGCGGACCCCCAGUACUUCUCCAGAGAAACUGGAGAACGGAACUACAGUGAAGAAGACAGAGGAGGCUGCUGAUAGCAAACAGGUGCCGAAGACAGUUGUCAAAGUAAAAACAGACCUUCCAGACAGCGUGUUGGAAACCAAAAGUGAAAAACUCGUAAAUGGUGAUUUAUCACCGGGGAAACCGCUUAUAGACCAGUUGAAGAAUAAGCUAUCGAAGCUUUCGAAGGAGAGCAAAGCUGACAUUAAAGAACUAACAGAUGACACUGGCUCCAAAUACAAUCUUAAAAACUUGGUUAAUGAUGUGGAAGAUCAGAGUCAUGUUAGUCUGAAAAGUUCUAAAGAGUCUGAUCACCUGUGCCUUAAGGAUGUAUGCAAACAGAGCAAGCUGCAUGCCGACUCGUGUAAAGUAAAACUGGAGGACUCGCUAGAUACCGGGAAAUUGCUAGUGAAAAAAGUUAAUGCUACUGCCAAAGAGUUGUGUGACUGCAAGUUGCCUUGCAGUAAAGAAGCCAAAUACGCUACUGAUGAAAGUUCCUUAAAAUUGGAGAAGAAAGAGACUGUGUUUUGUAAUAAAGUUACUGAUACCAAAGAUGACAGCGAGAGAAGCUGUGCAAAUUCAGCGGCUGAGGCUGGUGCUGCAACCAAAGAUGUGGAAGCUGUAGUAGUAAAAGAAAAGGAAGAUGUAGUAAUGAAAGAAGUGGAGGAAAUUGUAAUGAAAGAAGCUGAUGUGCCUUUAGUGAGUGAUGUUAGAGAAGACUGUGUAAAUAUGGAUGUGGUAUGUGAUAACUCCCAAAAGAUGGAGGUUGAAAGAAUGGAUGUGCUGUGUGAUCACUCCCCAAAGAUGGAGGUGAAAGAGACUGAAAAGAGUAAUUGUGAAAAUUCUCCUGUGAAUAAUAAUGUUAUAGACUCACUUAUUAAGACUGCAAGUAGUGAGAGUGUGUGUGACAGCGUAGGAGUGUCGUCUUGUGCUAAUGAUACCAAAGAUUCUUCCAGUACUGAACUUCCUCCAGUCACGAACAUGGCAUGUACUGAACUCCCACCAAUCUCCAAUGCUGAUUCUGCCAAUAAUGCUCAGACAACACAGUCAACUAAUGAUAAAGGUGAGACAGUACAAAGUGAAACUGUUGUGGAAAUAGUGGAGAAGAAGAGUAUUGACACUAAUGAAGGUGCAGCUUUGAAAACUCCAGAAGUAAAACAGAAUCUCACAUCAGAAAGGAUAAGUUCGAGCCCUGCCAAAUGUAAUUUCGAUAGUGCAGUCGCACCGACCGCAACUAAAUGUGAUGUCGGGGCAAGUGGCCCUGUUUUGAAGGAGUCUAAUUCGGAAUCGGCGUGUGACAGGACUGAAAGUGACAGUGCGGAAAAUGUUAGAACAGUGCCAAAAGAAAGCAAAGUCUCCAGUGUGCCACCUGCUAUACCAGUCAGUAGCGCUGUUGUGAGGAUAGUAGAUGAUGCGAUGACCAAAGGAACCAUCCUACUGGCUACUACUGGGGAAAAUGCUAAAACUGUCUCAACAGAAAACAAAAUCUCCUGUGUGCUACCUGCUGUACCAGUCAGUAGUACUGUUGUGAGGGCAGUAGAUGAUGUGACUGCGAAAGGAACUUCCCUACCAGCUAGUACUGUCCUUGUGAGACAUGCUAAUAGUUUUGUGAAAUUUACUCAGCAUUCCAGGUUUCAAAAUCGAGCGGUAGUUAAGCGUAUUAAUCGGCGGCGCAGUUUGGAUCCUUGUAAUAAGCAGAGGCUGCUGUACAAGGACAGGUUGGGACAAAUGAGACUGCACAGGAAGCGAAGCCUCAGUGAAGGGGCGAGGUUGCGACUGCUUCAGAAGGUGCAAAAAUCACCGGCGGUCAAUUCGACCAGUAGAAAAAUUACUGGUGUCUGGGCCGAAUCUGGCGACAAGGCUGCUCACGGCAGUGCGAGCAGAGUACAGGGAGACUUCCCUGUUGCAAACAUGUGUAUAACUAACUACCUGAUAGCAGAAAGUGAUGUGCCUGUUCCUAGUAAAAAAGAGCCUGUACAAGCAGCUCAGAUCGUAGAGCAUCCCACACCGACAUCCGGUGCGGAAGCUUUACCUGCAGAAGUGGAAGAAGAAUUUGAUCGGGUGAGAGCUACCACUACUGCAGAUUUGGCAGCUAGUGAGUCGUCGGGCAGUAAAGAAAGUGGAGACGAGGCCUCAAUUGCCAGCAGAGAUGAAGCUGUCGUUCCGGGGCCAGGAAGUGACCCACCUGAAGUUAUCGAAGAAUCGAUGGAUACCUUUGCGAAUACAGUUACAAGUGAUAUGGUUGGUGUGGAAGCUUGUGGGGACAUAACAGACAGUAUCACAGACACAGAAAACUCGCUCACAUCAGUAGAGGGACAGGUCUCAGAUUUGACUCCAUCUGAAGUUGAAAUUAAUAAUGCCUUUUCCUUUGGUAAAUGUGAGCAGCAAGAUGCUAGCUGUGCGGAAAGUGCCUCGGACACUGUAGGGGAGGUAGGAAUGGAUGUGGUCGAGGAAAAGAGUAUUCCAGAAAGUGAAUCUGUGGAACCUGCGACACUCAUGAGUGCAGCGGUUGUGGAAGACAACAUUGCAGAAGAUGUGUCCAUGGAGCUUCCUGCGGAAAGUACAUUGCAAGAUGAGGCAAUAAAGACGGAUGAUCUGUUUAUGGACAUAGAGGCCCUGUCAUCAUGUCGAACUGGUGAGCUGGCUUCUUUUGGUUCCGUAACUUGCAACGCAGCACCGACCACGGAACCUGGAACGGAGCAAGAACAGCAGCUCUCCUCAGAUGUGAAGUGCGUCUUGGAAGAAAUUCUGGACCGCAUUGCUAAAAAGGAAUCUGGAGGAAUUACUAAUGAUGAAGACUCGGCAGCUACCAUCAGUGAGGACACACCCGGUGUCACGCCCGAAGUAUCUGACCCGGUGAAGCUCCCUGAGGCGACGCCAGAGGAGCAGGCAGAAAAAGUGUCCAUCCUGUGGGCACUGGGCCUGACGAUGCGCCACGCCGUGCCCCCGCCACCCCCAGUGCCCAAGUCGGCACCUUACACUGGCACGCUCAAGACUGUCAUCAAAGAAAGUACCAAUUGCAAUGAUAUUGUGCAACCGCAGGUGCAGCGAACUUCUCCAGAGAAACGACGCCGUUCGCUGAAAAUGGUGUUGAAGCAGGGCUCGGCACCCAACGGCAGGCGUGAAGGUGGAGGACAUGACUCUGGGGAGGAGAAGGUUGAAUACAGGAUUUGCAAGGAGAAUGAGUUGUUAACAGGGGACCCAAGCAACUUUGGUGUGAAUAACAAGAAGCUGAUUAAGAAUUCAUCCCAUAAGUCCUUUCAUGAACUGAGUACAAAUUCACCAUAUGUCGCAGGUGGCAAGGAUGAGGCCCCAGCAGCUGCACUGGGCACCAGUAGUAUUGAAGGGGUGUCAAAUGGAGCAGCCCCAGGAAAGGAUGACGUUGCAAAGCCGCCAGUAGACCUCAUCAUACCUGAGAAGAGUGCAUCAUUUUCUAUACAUCCUGGCCGACUUUGUUCAGAUGUCUGCUCAUAUUGUUUUGGGAAGUUUGGUUCUCUGGACACCCCAUGCCACAUAGCCCAGCUUAAAACUGCUGAACGACAGCGGAAGGUUCUAGAAAUCGAGACGCACCUCACGGCCGAGUCCUGUCUCUGCGAUGCCUGCUAUCGUCAUGUGGACCGCAAGGCGAACUGUCCGUCAUACAAAGACAACCGCAAGCGUUACCACCGCACUGGCGGAGGGCUCGGAGGAGCGACUGCAAUGUGCGCGGCCCAAGGUUGUGACCAGACUGCAUCGCACCAUGUCCGUCGGAAGUGGCUCCUGAAGCUGAAGAGGAGCAUCAUGAACAAGGUCCCUGUUGACACGGACAAGCCCCAGGCCCACUUCGCACUUUGUUCGCAACAUUUCUCAUGGGUAGACUUCUACAUGGUGUGUGGUAUCUGCAAUCGGAGGCUCGUACGUGCUCACAUGUAUGGUUUGGGCAAUGCGGAAGCCAGAGAACUCAAUGCGGCACUGACCCGAGACGGCAUUCCUGCGCGUGUCAGCUCAGAGCGCUUUCUGUGCAAGCUGUGUCGGUACUAUGCCAGUCUGCGAGCCAAAUGUCGUAACCCAAGUAACCUCACUGGCAACCAAAAGAUGUUUUUUGAUAGCUAUAGGAAAAGGAUACUGCAGUAUCAUGACAUUGAGGUGCCGUCUGGCUCGGAAAAUGAAGAGGGGCCUCAGCAAUCUAAGGAAUCUAGCGGGCAAACUGCGCAGCAACAGUCCUCGUCGACAGGCCAGCCAAAGCCAAAGCGCAGGCGCACCAAGGCAGACAGCUCGACAACGAAGGAGACCCAGGAAACUGCACCGAAGAGUGGAGAUUCGACAGCUAACAACAGUACACGAUUAGAUGACAGUGAUGGAAUCACGGAUGGUACGGCCCAGCAAGGCAGUGGGGCUGUGAUGAUGGAUUACAGCAAUCUGGCCACGUUUGGAAACAACCUCACUGUCACCCCCAUACCUGCGUCUGCCGGGCCAGUCGGUGGGAGACGACAGUCCUCCGGUGCGAGUAGCAGCCACCACGCCGGCGACGAGGACCAGCCGCCACCUGUCCAGGCCAGCUUCGAGUUCCACGGUGCGGGCGGUGCACCACGGGGAGGUGGGGAGUGGGAGCAGUGCACUGCAUCCCUGCAGUUCACGGCUGACACCAAGCGCCUUUUCCAGACGCUCCAGCGGCCCUACGGCUCGCACUCCAGUUUCAUGCGCCACCUGCUACUCUUGGAGAAAUACUGGCGACAAGGUGAUCUGGUCCUGUCGCCGCGCGCUUCUCAUCGAGCAGCUACAUACGUGUCCAGCGUCCAACAUCGUCUCCGUGCCUUCGACUACAAUCCUCUUCAGAGUAACAGUCGUCCCCAGCAAAAGCCCUUGACAUCGUCACCUAGUGCUUCCGAUGCGGCUCGCAGAGGGAUGGUAACGGAAACCAACUCAGUCUCGGUUAUACCAGUGGGAGUGUCCGGUGAACCAGAGCCCCACGUCUUAGAGUUACCACUCCGUUCACCACCUGCCACAGCCAGUCCAUUAGCUGUCCAGGGACAGCACAUAGUCAGUCGAUCCCCCGGCACCAACGGCGGUAUGCGCAAGGUUAUCUUGGAUGGUAAGGUUACGAGUCCCACAGGUGGUUACAUGCUGUCAAUGGGCCGCGGUGGCGUGCUCGUACCGACUAGUGUCAUGCAAGUGGGUGGGAGGACAUACUUGUACACGCCCCCGUCUGCGAGCAACGCGCGGCGGGUAGCAGUCACUGCCUCCGCUCCAGCGACAGCAGCUUCUGCUGGUCGGCUGGUUACAUCUCCGAGUGUCCCUGCCAGCAGUCCAAUUGUCCCGCGUAUAAGCAGUGUGCGGUCACUAGCUCCACGGGCCUGGGACAGGGCGGCUGGUUCAAGCAGUAGCAGCAGUAGUGCCACCACGACUGUAACGACAAAGUCUUCGCAGCCCAGGCUAUCGGUGACAGUUGUGCCCAAGAGUGGUACAACAAGCACCUCUUUGCCAAAAGGUUCUGUCCCUGGUCCAAAACCAAGCACCAUAGUGACACCCACUGGCAUCGUGCUGAGCCGUAACUUAGAUGUCACCAUGUCACCUGUGUCCCCGCAGUAAAAAAACAAAAAGUGUGUUUAUACUUUCAGGUGACCAAUGACAUCAAAGUGCUAUUACGUUACAGCAGUCUUGGUUCCAACGUACACAUCAGAUGGAAGCUGAUUGUCAACAACAUAGGCACUGGCGUGAAAUGGUUUUAUGAAAAUUGUGCAAAGCAUUGCUCACUUUGCCUCCGAUUUUAAUCCACUGGUAUUUAGUAAACUGUCGCUCUGUCAGAGCUUAAAUGCUUCAUACACUUUUCACCUGUCGUGGGCACAUUUGUGCCUUUAUUUCCUGUCAUGUAUUUGACAAUAUCUGUAAAGACUUGUUAUUGAAAUUUUGCCCUGUAGUGGUGUGGAGUAAGAUUAUUUUUAUGAAUUAUUGCCAGUUUGUAAGCACUGAAGUAACUGCAGGUAGAUAACAAGAUACCAUUGUUAUAUGUGAUAUUUCUGAUAGAGACAAUUCAUUUUAGCUUUUUAAAACUGUCAUAGGAGGUUUAUCACAGAACUUGUUCACUCACUUAUAUCUGUGGAAUGGACUGAUGUUAAUAUUUGGUUCAGUUUUAGGAAAUUUGUGUGUAUAGAGAAUGUCUCUUCAUGUACAGUGAAUGCCCAUGAUUCUCAUGGGCAUUGCAGAAAGUGAUGUACUUAAGUGUGUGCACAUGUGCAAAAUCUCGCAUAGGUAUUGAUAUAGUCAAAAAGUGAUAAACAAACUAGGAUAUGUUAAAUUGUGACAUUGUUUGAACUGUGGUAUCAGUUUUAGUGAAUAUUUCCUUCGAAUUUGCUUCAAUUUCGUGUUUCUUGAAGGUGUCUGGAAAGUUACAGCCCGUCUUUUUGGGUCUGCUGCUACUGGUGAAUAUAUUUGUCAGUAAUGUGAAUUGUCAUAUGUUUAAAAUCCUUUUCUCGUCAUAUAUGGAUACAAAGGUUCCAGCUGUGAAUUGGGGUUGCAACAGAUUUAAUUGAUGUUGGUGCAUUUUGUUGCUGUGAUUCCUAAAAGAUAUUUUUUACAUUUGUUGAUAUCUUGUAUAUGUUUGUUUGUUGUCAUAGCAGAGACUGUUUUAAAAUGAGAGAAAAGUAAUUUUAGACUGAAAUAUGUGUCAUUUGCUUGGUUUUCAACCAAUGUCGGAUACAAGAAGUUGAUAUUAAUCAGGAAAGAUUCCAUGCGUUUUUUUUUUUUUUUUUUAAUGCUGUUUUGUUUGUGUACUAGACAGUUUUGGUGUAAUCAAAAAGAAAACAUUUUAAGCAUUAUUUGUAGCUUGCUUGUAAUAAAGUUUCAUAUUCAUUUUCCUUGUAAUCUGAAAAUUACUGACAACAUGGCUACAGUUAUUUAUGCGUACAGUUGGUGACAUUUUAGCACUGUCACACACAAAUCAUUUAAAAGUUUUUUCCUUCUGGGCAGACUCCUUGAGCAGUUAAUUUUUUCAGCGAGUAAUACAAUUUCUGAGAAAUCUUGUUUUAAUUCUUGUUUCAGAUGGCUAGGGAAAAAAAAAUCUUGAGUCAGGUCUUUUUGGAAGAACACUUUGUCUUCAUUGUGCCUGAAAAUAUUUUUGUCACAUGUGAGAGCUGUAGUUAUAAACGUAGCUUGCUCAAAUGUUACAUUUGUCCUGUCUGAAUAAUAAAAAGCUUUUCAUAAAAGUGGCAGAUGUAAUUACAUUGUAAAACUAAUGAAUAAGUAUUUUCUUGGCUUACAAAGAUUGUUCUUAACAGUUUUUCAAGAAUCUGUAUUUUGUUAGCUUCAGAUGUGUGUACUGUUUCCUUGUAAAAAGAAAAAAGUUGUUUAGUAAGUAAGCUCAUAGUGUCACUCCUAAUCUAUUGAUUCUUUUCAGUGUCUUGUUUCUCAGUGAAGUAGUGCUACAUUUGAGAUUUCCUCCCAUAUCUUUGGGAAUCUAUGAGACUCAGUAAGGCAAGAAAAGAUUAAUUCAUCAGUUUUUGUAAUUUGUAUCAAUAAGGAGGAGUAAUGUGUGUAAAAACAAACAAGCAAUAGUUAAAAAUCAUCCUGAGUUAUGUAAAUACAGUAUAAGAAUUAGAAUGGUAAUGUUAAUAGCUCUUUACUUUUUUUAAAGAGCAGUAUCAAAUACAUUUCAAUGAAAAUGAUUUGUAAAUAUAUAAAUAUGUACGUAUACACCAACCGCAUUUGCGGUCGAGUAGUAGCACCAUUAUUUUUGACCUGUGGGAAAUGGUAUUCAUUGAAAUCUUGUCUUAACUAGGUCGGCAUUUUGGGCUGUAAAGCUGCUGGAAUGUGGUAGAAUUUUGAAAUGUUACAAGCAAUUAAAAAGCUUCAUAUUUAUUUAUCUCUCUAAUAUUUCAUAAUUCCACUUUGUAAAACCCCUUUGUUAGUGAAAGUCAUUUUCAGUUAAGUGUUUCACCCCACUUCAGUUCUCUUCCUUUAAAUUUUGUCAGUCUGUAUAUGUUUGUUACUUUGUGUAAUAGCAUCAGGUUGUCACCAGACUUUCUAUCCUAUUGGAGUACCAUGCCAUACCAGAAAUUUCUAGUGUUAAUAGUUACUACAGGAAUCAAAUUACACUACUAUGUGAGAUGAAGUGGUUUUGCUAAGUAGUUUCCCCCUUUUACAGUGAUGCCCUUCAGCUAAUAAUACCAGUACUUCUUCACUUUACUGUGUAAAAUAUAUUGUGUUAAUCUAAAUUUGUAUUAUCAGUCAUUUUAGAAUAAUAUGAGCAAAUGUGUGCACAUAGAACUUUUGAGUCUUUACUUGUGUGAGUACUCACCAUCUCACUUGUACAUCUUUACAGACAGCAGAAGCCUUCCAUUGGAAGCACUGUUAACUGAAAUUGUCCUCUCACUGAAUACAGUCCAAAACUUGUAUUAUUAAGCUGGCUUCCAGUGUGGAUUUGCCAAUGAAAUUAUUCAGUGUAGAUGUUGUCAGCACAAACAUCUAAGACUUUGUUUAUCUGGCAGCUUUAAAGACCAGGACAGCCUGAAAUGCCAUUUGGCUCCAAACACUGAUAGUUCUGGAAAUUCUGUAUUUAUAUUUUUGUGACAACUUACCAUGAUAUGUAUAUAAUCUUCCUUAAGGCAAGUGCCUUGUGAAUUUUGUUUGCACACAAGUGUGUUAAAGCCUGCUAAAGCACUUAUUGUGUCCAUAUUUAAAACAGAUUUAUGAAGGCUUAGGAAGAUUUCAUAGAAAAUUUCUUUGAAGUUAAAAAUAAGUACCUAACAGUAAAACAAUAUGAUGAAGCAUGCAAUUACUAAUAUAUGGCAAGUCAAUACAUUACUUGUAAUCCGCAGUAUUUGGAGUCAGAAAGUGGUAAUUAUCCAUAGCAACUAGAACAGCCAGUAACUUAUGUAUUUAAUAAAAUAAUAUUUUAAAAACUAUGGAACAGAGUUGUGCUAACACAUAUCUCAGUCUGCAUUGAUGUACCUGGUUUGUUACGUUAAUACAGACAUGGUACAACUCAAUCUACCUAUGAAAAGGAAAUUGUUUCUAAUUACAACUGUGGGCAUUAAAUGCCCUUUCCAUUCAGUCAUGGAAAUAAGAAGUGCAGCAAAGUGCUAUGAUCUUUACAGGGUGAGCUUCAGGAACAAUAUUUCAGUUUUUUUUUUUUUUUUUUUCCAGAGAAAAGAUAAUUUUAUGGAAUAUUUUAUCUAUAUAAUGAAAUUUGUUCAGAAAUUUCAUUAUUACAAGCUAAGUAACCUUAAUUUUAGACACUAGCUGACAGUUGAUAGAUUUGGUUGUAAAUGUGUGUUUCAUUAUAUUUUUUUUUACUGUUGGUUACCAUUUCCAUAAUGCCGGUAGUUAAAAUAAUGUUUCUUUUUUUUUACCAUUGUUAUUUGUACCACGUACCAGGACUGCAUAAUCACUUAUUAAUAUUUGCACAUGUUGUUCCAUUGCUAUUGCAGGCAGAUGUUAAAUGAACCGAAAAUACCUAUUUUAUUUUUAAAGUUUUUUGACCAUCUUAAUAAUUAUGUUCAAUGAAAAGUGCACUUGUUUCGAAAUGCCUGUAAAAAGAAUUAUAUUUUUGCAUGUAGUGUUAAUUAUGUCAGGUUCAUCAUAAUAGUGCCUAUUUAUCACAUACUGUACCUUAUUUUAUGAUCUACC
Schistocerca serialis cubense is the source of this 11980-nucleotide messenger RNA. It is a transcript of the gene east, whose product is annotated as mucin-17. The transcript is spliced from 18 exons. Lineage: Eukaryota; Metazoa; Arthropoda; Insecta; Orthoptera; Acrididae. The record is from RefSeq and is a predicted model, not a curated record. The coding region runs from base 92 to 7945 and encodes 2617 amino acids.